CUUCAUUCUUAUUCCCACUUGUUGCUUUUCGUAUUUACUCCAACUUAUUAUCCAAGCUUUUGUUCCAGUCUAUUUCCCGCUCCAGAUCGCCCAGAUUGUCAUCGCUUAUGUAAUCACACUCUCCAUUACACAAUCACGCUGCUCUACCUUAUUCCGGAAAACCGGUUUGCAAAUAUAUAUACUCCCAUAUUUCGGUCAUGACCGGCUUUCCGCUGCUUAUCGGGAUUUUGACGCCAUAUUUUUGUGUUUUCUCUCUUCAAAUAUCAUUAUUAAUCUCUCUAUCUCUCGCCUUCAAUCCAUUUCUUUAUAUCUUUAAUCCAUCAUCUCAACAACUAUCUUCUUAUCUCCUCUGAUUGAUUUAUCGAUCUUUUAUUUCUUUUGUUUCUUUUGUUUCUUUUGUUUCUUUUGUUUCUUUUGUUUCUUUUGUUUGUUUCGUUUGACUAAAUUAUGGCUAAAUACUCAAAUCCUUACAAUACACCUAUCCCUACUGAACAAACUCCUCUAAAUGUGUAUGAUCCACUACCUCCUCCUACUCCUCCUCCAUACUCUUCCUACAACUCUAACACUAGAUAUGUCUUAGUUCCUGCUGAUCAAUUCUUUCCCUCCUAUGCAUCUGCCUACAACCCAUCCCAAAAUCACUCCUUCAGACUCAGAAAUAAAAAAAGGCACAGAAACUCCUCCUGCCUAUCCUUCUUGACCAAUCUAAUAUUUCUAUCGUUCCUCCUCAUCAUCCUCUUCAUCCUUCUAAACCUAUUCCUAAUCCUACCCAAUAUCCAACAAUAUAUCAACAAAUCAAUGGACUUCAAUAUAGAAAAUAUAAAAUUUAGAGGCUUCUCAAAUAACAACUUCCAAUCCUCAAACGUUGGUUUGAACUUCCAAGUUGAUGGUUAUAACCAAUUUAACUACUCUUCUUUAAACAACCCAUACCUAGAAACUGUCUUUACUAAAACUGGUCAGCUUUUUAAAUCUGUCGACAUACAUUUAACUGAUGUCAAUUUAAAAGUCCUAAACAAUAUCAAUUUACAUACUGAAAAUAACAAUAACAAUGAUAACAAUGAUAACAACAACAACAACAAAAACAACAAAAACAACAAAAACAACAACAACAACAAUAAUAAUAAUAAUAAUAAUAAUAAUAAUAAUAAUAAUGAUGAUGAUGAUGAUGAUGAAAAUUUCAUCCACGUUGGAAAAGUGCUCGUCCCCAAUUUCAAAAUCUCAAUAGAACAACUCAAACUAACUCCCUUAUCCGUUCUAACAACAAUCAACCCAAACUCACACCAAGUCCUAAAGUUCUUAAAAGAAAUAAUCAAAAAAAUAUCCUCCAACGACAACCAAGACUUUGAUCUCCAAUUCUAUGGUGACACCUACUUGAGAUUAAAUCUAGGCAUAUUCCCCAUAUUCUACAAAAUCAGAUUAGAAUUUAACGACUCAAUCCACUUCAACCAACUAAUAAAUCUACUCAAUGAUUACGAUUUCAACGACCCCUCUUUCAACCAAUUUUCAAUCCAAAACGAAAAAAAAAACGAAAAGGGCCUCUUCAAAACUCUGGCAAACAUCAUUCAAAAUGAUAACCUGGAAAUCAUCAAAAAACUCACAAAUCUCUCAUCUAUUUUAUUAUAACCUCCCUUCUUAUACUUCUUUCUCAUUACCCUCUUCUAUAUCCCUUCUAUAUCUUUUUUUAAUCCUUUUCAAUCCCUUUUACCCACUUAAUAAACACUACAAUCUUAUCUCACACUUUUAUCCUGCUUCCAAAUCAGGAAGAUCGCCGGUCGUGAUUCAAGCCGCGGAACACAUCAAUACACAUAUACCUGCAUACACAAUCCCAACCUUUUUUCUCAAUUUAUUCAAUUUUAUUAAUUUUAAAAACAACAAUAUGAAAAAUCUUUAUAUCCACACUUCAACAAAUACUAAACCAAUAUUAAACACACUCUCCUGCUAUUUCAACCCAUUUUUCUGCUUUCAAUUCCGAUUUGUAAGACUAAUCAAAACCAGCUCCCCCACCACCGGUCACAACUCGAUUACUAAUUAUCACUAA
Ascoidea rubescens DSM 1968 is the source of this 2035-nucleotide messenger RNA. RefSeq lists its product as uncharacterized. The coding region runs from base 448 to 1620 and encodes 390 amino acids. The record is from RefSeq and is a predicted model, not a curated record. The transcript has a single exon. Lineage: Eukaryota; Fungi; Ascomycota; Saccharomycetes; Ascoideales; Ascoideaceae.